GGGGCCCCGCCGAGCUCCCGCCGGUCGCCCGCUGCCCUGCAGCCGCCGCCGCCGCCCCGGCCCGGCUCCCGCCGCCCCGCCGGGAAGGAGACGGGAGCGUUUCGGAUCCGUGAGCGGCCGGCACCCCCCUACCCUACCCCGCCCCGCCGCCGCCACCUCCCGCCCAGUCGUGGCUUUUGCAAACCCUCCAAGGGGAGCGGGAUCUUUCGGUCCUUCCUGCGUUUCCGACCAUUAUAGGAUCUAGCGAUGUCUACGACGCUGUUAUCGGCCUUCUACGACAUCGACUUCUUGUGCAAGACGGAGAAGUCCCUGACCAACCUGAGCAGCAUGCUGGACAAGAAGGCCGUGGGGACCCCGGUCACCCCCCCCAGCUCCAGCUUCGCGCCGGGCUUCCUGCGGCGGCACUCGACCAGCAACCUGCCGGCCCUGGCCGGCGGCUCCAAGUUCCCCAGCCCCACCGGCUCCAGCUCUUCCUCCUCCUCCUCCUCCUCCUCUUCCUCCUCCUCGUUCGGCAGCCUGAAGGAGACGGGCUCCGGCGGCGGAGGCGGCGGCAGCAGCAGCCCCACGGCCCUGCUCAACAAGGAGAACAAGUUCCGGGACCGCUCCUUCAGCGAGAACGGCGAGCGCAGCCAGCACCUCAUGCAGCAGCUCCAGCAGCAGCAGCAGCAGCAGAAGGGGGGCGGCUCCGGCGGCGCGGGGGGGGCCCCCAUCAACUCGACGCGCUACAAGACGGAGCUGUGCCGCCCCUUCGAGGAGAGCGGCGCCUGCAAGUACGGCGAGAAGUGCCAGUUCGCGCACGGCUUCCACGAGCUGCGCAGCCUCACCCGCCACCCCAAGUACAAGACCGAGCUGUGCCGCACCUUCCACACCAUCGGCUUCUGCCCCUACGGCCCCCGCUGCCACUUCAUCCACAACGCCGACGAGCGCCGCCCGGCGCCCGGCGGGGGCACGGCCGCCGCGCCGCCCGCCUCGGCCGCCCCCCCGCACCACCACCACCACCACCACCAGCACGCCCCGCACCCCGCCGGCAGCACCGGCGACCUCCGCGCCUUCGCCCCCCGUGACCAUCCCCUGGGAGGAGGAGGAGGAGGCGGCGGCGGCGGCGGCGGCUUCGGGCACCCCCGCGGCGGCGGGGGCAGCGAGCGGCCCAAGCUGCACCACAGCCUGAGCUUCUCCGGCUUCUCCGCCCACCACCACCACCACCACCACCCGCACGCCGCCGCCCCGCCGCCCCCGCCGCCCCCCGGCGGCCGCCUGGACGCCGCGCUGCUGGAGAGCCCCGGCGGGUCGCGCACGCCGCCGCCCGCCUCGGCCUCGUCGUACUGCGAGGAGCUGCUCUCGCCGCCCUGCGCCAACAACGCCUUCGCCUUCUCGGGCCAGGAGCUGGGCAGCCUCAUCGCGCCCCUCGCCCUGCACACCCCCAGCUUCGCCGCCGCAGCCGCCGCCGCAGCCGCCGCCGCCGCCUAUUACCGCUGCCAGCAGCAGCAGCAGCAGCCCCCGCCGCCGCCGCCCCCCGGGGGGGGCUGUCCGCCGCCCCCCGCCUCGCCGCCCUUCAGCUUCCAGCCCCUGCGCCGUCUCUCCGAGUCGCCCGUCUUCGACGCGCCGCCCAGCCCGCCGGACUCGCUGUCGGACCGCGAGAGCUACCUGAGCGGCUCCCUCAGCUCCGGCUCCCUCAGCGGCUCCGAGUCGCCCAGCCUGGACUCGGGCCGCCGCCUGCCCAUCUUCAGCCGCCUCUCCAUCUCCGACGACUAGGCCGGCGGCUGCUGCUGCUGCUGCUGCUGCUCCCGCUGCGCCCCCCGCCGCCGCCCCCGGGCCGGCCCCGCGCCCCCCCCGCAGCCGCGAGCGCAAGUAAGUCGCAGGGCGGAGAGAGAGAGCCCUGCUCUUUUUUUUUUUUUUUUUUAUACGUAUUAUCUAUCUAUAUAUCCACCGAGAGCUGAACAAAAAAGCGUUUUGCGAAAGGGCGAGUGACGUGAACUGAACAAACCUAUUUUUAUAGAGAGACCUUGGAAGAAGGGGAUUUUUGUUUUGGGGUUUUUUUUUUCGUUGUUGUUGUUCUUUGGAGACAAGUUAUGAUACGCACCAGCAGCAGCCAUUCCAUCUGUGUUCAGAGAAAAAAAAAAAGAAAGAAAACAAAACACGAGCGUUAGCAAAGACACCACCAGAAAGCAACAAACAAUCCGGGGAGCACGGGUUCUGCCUUUUCAGCUCCUCCACAUCUGCAGGCACACGCAGAAAAGCCACCGAGCAGUUCUUGUCUUUCAAUCCAGUUCAGAUAAAAACACAGAACAUAACUAAAACCUAUAAGCUUUUUUUAAGAAAAGAGAAAUCCAACAUCCUGCCAAGAAUAUGCCUUGAUAACAACCUUCUUUUUUUAUAUAUCUAUAUAUUAUUAUUAUAACAAAUGCUAAAACCUUCAUUCCAAAGUUUAAUAUUGGUUCCAUUGCCACCACUUAGUGGAUGUUUGGCUUAGAACAAUUUUUUUUGUUGUUGCUUUAUUUGGAAGCACUCAACUGAGUUUAGUUUGUAAUUGUUGGAGAAUAACUGCUGAUUUUUUUUAAUUUUUUUUAGCUGUUUGAGUUGAUUGCAUGAAUGAGUCACUGCACACAACUCAAUAUGAAACUAUUUAACUUAUUUAUUAUCUUGUGAAAAGUAUACAUUGGUAAUUUGUUCAUACUGUAUUUAUCGGGUAUGAUGAAAAGCAAUAGAUAUAUAUUCUUUUAUUAUGUUUAAAUUAUGAUUGCCAUUAUUAAUCGGCGAAAUGUGGAGUGUGUUCUUUUCACAGUAAUAUAUGCCUUUUUGUAACUUCACUUGGUUAUUUUAUUGUAAAUGAGUAAAAUUCUUAAUUU
This is a messenger RNA of Cygnus olor (mute swan), 2846 nucleotides long. It is a transcript of the gene ZFP36L2, whose product is annotated as ZFP36 ring finger protein like 2. Gene Ontology annotation, molecular function: metal ion binding; mRNA binding. The record is from RefSeq and is a predicted model, not a curated record. Lineage: Eukaryota; Metazoa; Chordata; Aves; Anseriformes; Anatidae.